AAUCGGAAGAAGAAAAAAAAAAAAGAAACUUUAUUUAUUAUAUAAAAAAAAAGAUUAAAAGAAAAUUUACGAUUUCUUUUUUCUUUACUAAAAACACACACACGCGAAAUAUGCUCAGUUCAUCUGCUUCUCUCACUAUUAACGUCUGCUCUGCUACUGAGCUUGUCUCUGUUGAACAUUUUGGUAAACAAGAUCCUUUCCUUCAAUUCACUUUGGACUUUAAUCAGAAGGACACCUAUUUGAGAACUUUUACUCAUAAGAAUGGUGGUGAAAGCGCGACUUGGAAUCAAACUUUUACUAUUUCCUUAAACGGUGAACCUGAUCUCUUUAUUGAAGUUUUAGAUGAAGAACAUACCGUGAAUGAAGUUAUUGGUUUUGCUGCUAUUCCUAUUAACCAAAUAGUGUAUGCACCUGGUGCUCAAAUGAACGGUCUCUUCCAAAUUUAUGACACUAAAGGUAAUCCUGCCGGUCUUGUUAACUUGCAAUUGGCUGCUUCUGGUUUCCCAAAUUCUGCUCCUCCUAACUUUGGUGAAUUUGUUAGAGGACAAAGUUAUGUUAAUGAAGAACAUUGCGCACGUAUGAAAUCAAUUAAUAAGAAAGCUACAGGUGUUGCUGUUGGUGGUGCACUUUUAGGUGGUGCAUUGGCUAUCGGUGCUGGUCUUCUCGGUAAGAAACUCUAUGAUGAUCAUAGAGAGGAAGAGGAAGAAGAAGAACGCUUGAGACAAGAAGAAGAGGAGAGACGUAGACGUGAACGUGAGGAAUUUGAGGAAGAGCGUAAUCGUUUUGAACAAGAAAAGAGUGAGUGGCAACAACCUGAACGUCGUGAUGACUCUGAAGAUCGUUACGAUUGUUCUGAUGAUGAUGAUGUACGCAGAUGGAAUCCUGUUGGUACUUAUGCUGCUGGUGAUCGUGUCAAGUACCAUGGUCAAGUUUAUAUGUGUCUUCAAGGUCACACUUCUAAUCCUACUUGGCAACCUGAUGUUGCUCAUUCUCUUUGGCAAGCCGAGUAAAAAAAUACAUACAAACAAAAAUCUUAUCCAUAAAGAAAUAGUCAACUAUGGUAAUAUAUCUACACUUUUCUUUUAUAUUUCAUCUAUGUUAUAUACCUAUUUUAAAUAAAAUACCUGUAAUGUUAUUGUGUAUUGUAUUGUAUUUUUUUUUCUCAGAGAUGAUUAUAGUAUAACAUGUAACCAAAUAAAAGUGUGCAAAAAUAAAGGAGUACAAGAAAAUAAAAGAGUUUAAGUUUUUAUAAUAA
Molecule: messenger RNA, 1255 nt
Organism: Cokeromyces recurvatus
Lineage: Eukaryota; Fungi; Mucoromycota; Mucoromycetes; Mucorales; Mucoraceae
Exons: 1
Coding region: 111-1010 (299 amino acids)
Biological process (GO): carbohydrate metabolic process
Cellular component (GO): extracellular region
Molecular function (GO): calcium ion binding; hydrolase activity, hydrolyzing O-glycosyl compounds; carbohydrate binding
Source: RefSeq, a predicted model, not a curated record